Molecule: messenger RNA, 1236 nt
Organism: Lepus europaeus (European hare)
Lineage: Eukaryota; Metazoa; Chordata; Mammalia; Lagomorpha; Leporidae
Gene: MARCHF4
Product: membrane associated ring-CH-type finger 4
Exons: 4
Coding region: 1-1236 (411 amino acids)
Biological process (GO): protein ubiquitination
Molecular function (GO): zinc ion binding; ubiquitin-protein transferase activity
Source: RefSeq, a predicted model, not a curated record
AUGCUUUUGCCCCUGAGUGGGCUGCUCUGGUGGUGGUGGUGCUGCUGCUGUGGCUGGUACUGCUGUGAAUUGUGCGCCCCAGCUCCCCAGAUGUUGCGCCACCAGGGUCUCCUCAAGUGCCGCUGCCGCAUGCUCUUCAAUGACCUGAAGGUUUUUCUACUGCGGCGCCCUCCUCCAGCGCCCCUGCCCAUGCACGGCAACCCCCAGCCCCCCCAUUUGGCGGCCAACAAUAACACCCUUCCGGCUCUGGGGGCCGGGGGGUGGCAAGGCUGGAGGGGUCCCCGAGAGGUAAUGGGCAGGGAGACCCCUCCUCUGCCACCUCCACCACCUUUGCCGCCUUCUUCUGUGGAAGAUGACUGGGGUGGCCCAGCCACAGAGCCACUUGGCUCCCUUCCCAGCAGCACCUCCUCUGAUGACUUCUUCAAGGAGAAGGCUGAGGAUCGCUACUCACUGGGCAGCAGCUUGGACAGUGGUAUGAGAACCCCACUCUGCCGUAUCUGCUUCCAAGGACCAGAACAGGGGGAGCUGUUGAGUCCAUGUCGCUGUGAUGGCUCUGUCAAGUGCACGCACCAGCCGUGCCUCAUCAAGUGGAUCAGUGAGCGGGGCUGCUGGAGCUGCGAGCUGUGCUACUACAAGUACCAUGUCAUCGCCAUAAGCACAAAGAAUCCUCUGCAGUGGCAGGCCAUCUCUCUGACAGUCAUCGAGAAGGUCCAGAUCGCAGCCGCCAUCUUGGGCUCUCUCUUCCUCAUCGCCAGUAUCUCUUGGCUCAUCUGGUCGACCUUCAGUCCCUCAGCUAAGUGGCAGCGCCAAGACCUCCUCUUCCAGAUCUGCUAUGGGAUGUACGGCUUCAUGGACGUGGUGUGCAUAGGUCUCAUCAUCCAUGAGGGGCCCUCCGUGUACCGCAUCUUUAAACGGUGGCAAGCCGUCAACCAGCAGUGGAAAGUGCUGAACUACGACAAGACAAAAGACCUGGAGGACCAAAAGGCAGGAGGCAGGACAAACCCACGGACCUCCUCAUCCACCCAGGCCAACAUCCCUGCCACAGAGGAGGAGACUGCAGGCACGCCUGCCCCCGAGGAAGGCCCUGCCCGGCCUGCCAGCCACCCCUCAGGCCCUCUGUCCCACCACCACUGUGCUUACACCAUCCUGCACAUCCUGAGUCACUUGAGACCUCAUGAGCAGCGGAGCCCGCAGGGCGGCAGCCGAGAGCUCGUCAUGAGAGUCACGACCGUGUGA